AUGGCCACCCGAACCCUCACCGCCACCGCCACCACCACCACCGCCGCGACGACGACGUCUUCCGCCAACUUCCUCCAGCACGCGUCUCGAGGCUCCGCUGCAGCAGCACCACCGAAGCAGGAUCGCAUCAAAGUGUACAAGGACUUCCUCACGCCCGCCCUGCACCGCCGCUUCUGCUCCGCCGCCGGCAUCACUCUCCUCCUCUGCCUCAUCGACUCCUUCUUACUCUCCACCUCGUCGCACCUCUUCUGGUCAUGGUUCCCUUUCGGUCCUGCAGGUCUGCGAGCGCUGCUGCUCUUCAUGCCCUGUCUGAUGGUGUUUAUUGUGCGACUGGCGAACAUGCACAUUGGACAGCGAACAAGCUCGAGUCCGGCUCAGGUGCUGUAUGGAAAAUUGGUGGGUGCAAAGGCCCUGGCGAGCACGCUCAAUACCCUCUUCUGGUACUGGGGAAGUGGCUUUCUGUUUGGGGAGAUUUAUAUUUGGUCGAGAGCCAGUACCGCUGAAUUGGUCAUGGUCGAUGUGGGAGACCCCAACUGGGUGAGGCCACGACUGAAUGAGAAUCCCAUUGUGUUGAGGUGCAUGUUUUCGACCUUGGCCGUGGCACAGAGUGUGUUGCAUUUCUGGCGCGACUACGAUCGAGUCCGCAUUGGAGAGGAUGAAAAGGAGGACACUUCUGCUGUCUCGUAUGCACGUGGUAUGCCCACACCGGUUCGAGAACUGGCCGCCAGGGCAAAGACAAUAGUCGCGAGGUCGGUCAAUCUGACCAUCAUCGCCAUAUGCAUAUUCCCUCCCACCAUUUACUACACCAUCCUGAGACGCUUUGCUUGGAGAGUGACAUACUCCUUCGCCAGCAUCUUCUACAGCGAUUUGCCAUCAAACGCCGCCCCGAGUGGUGUGCAGCAUCUCACUUUACUCGUCCCGCAAGCGUUGUUCUCCUCCUUAAUGCUCGUCUCAUUGUGGGAAGUGUCCAAUGCCACAUUCGACGUCUUUACAUCGCAACCACCGCUGCGGAAGGGGCAGACAUUGACCAGCCAAAGCAAGGAUCCCAAUGGAAGUCUGCUGACCGGCCUGAAGAGCAAGAAGGAAGUCAACAAGGCGUUUGCGUUAUGGGAGCUAUUCUUGAUCACGACGCAGUACGAAGUACGCCGAAAGACCAUCUUCACCGAAGUCGAUCGCAGUACAGGCAGCACGUGGUCGCAAAUCUGCAAGCUGUGCCUGGAUGAAGUCAAAAGUGUCCAAGGCCGUAUCAAUCUGGCGAACCAGCCCGCCGAAUAUCAAAAACAGCAGGAUGAACAGAACAUACGCGCUCAGCAGCCGCCAGUCAUGCCACAUGCCCAAGUUGACAUGGGACUGCAAAGAAUUGCCGAUCGCCAAGUCAUCAACGACGGUGCUCUACAAAGUCCGAGCCGGAAACCCGACUUCUACAAUACGGUUGGUAACCUGGCUCGAUCUAUGGGACAACAGCCUGGCGCUCACAAUCCCAUCCUCCCUCGCGCGCAGAGAGCGAUCGAGUGGAGUAAAGACCAAGUCCUGCCACAGGAGUAUCAAGAACGCCUGCGACCUCAGCACCUGGAGAGGCAAGCUAGUGGUCAGCUGGUGGAGCUAUUGAAAAUGCCAAUCGGCAUCCCUUUUCGCCAGACUUUUGCGAAGAAGGUCAAUGCAGUCGUUUUUGGCACUCCGAGUAGUCAGAAGACCACCAUCAUGCAUGCUGCCAAGUCGCUGAGCCAACUUGCGGUUCUGUCUUUGAAAGAAGACGACUACGGUCAAGCGCAGAAGGACAUCGCCAACAUUACGCGGACCUUUACAUCAACGAUCAUAGCCGUUGAGAGGUAUGUCCAAGAAGUACAACCACACUGGACAGACGUCGAAUUUCUGCAAGAGCGAGACAGAAAUAUCGCAGCAGUUGAUGAACUACUGGACGUGCUCAAGACGGGGCUGGAACAGAUCCUGCUCGCAUUCGGCGAAUAUGCCGAAACACUGGGCUUGAGUAAGAAGGAGGUACGAGAAGCGAGGGAAGCAAGUAUCAAAGUUCCGAAACAGCCGGUUUCAGAGAUGGAGCAGGCGCCUGCACAAAAACGAAGGGCACAACCACAGGAGAGGGCGCGACCGAAACAGGCACAAGAGAGGUCUGGUGCUGCUGCCCCCCAGCAGCAGCCUGAGAUGAGGGAACGGAGAAGACGGCCGCCGCCGCCGCCGCAGCAGCAGUAGCACUACACCGGAUUUGUUCUUGCGGGUCCUUUGAGCGACCGCAUGCAAUGUGCACGUAUCUAUAACGACUAGGUACCUAUGUAUUGCUUGGACUUGUGGCACUCGACAGCUCAUCAAGGAACCCGUCUCACUCCUAGUUCGCCCGUCCUCUGCCGUUGCUCAAGUUGCUGAAGCAAAUGAAGGAGACUAAAUAGGCACUUGUUGAAGUGAAUGUCAAGGUCUUUGAUUCCAAGCAAGACAGCAAGACCCUUACACAGCUACAGAUGUUGCUAGGAAAUUUCCAAAUUUCGACAUCUCGACAACCAUGCCUGAGCUGACCAAUGACGCAAGCUGGAAAAGCGGGGAAGCUCCAGUUCGCCCUUACAUGUAGUUCUGGGUCCUCUUCUCAAGAUGUCUUGUGGUACAUGUAGGUGAAUCAGGUAGGUACAAAUAGUCCAACCGUUGACCAGAACGCAGAAAUCACAAUUCACAUUCGAUCAUAAUGAGCGACUUCUCGCAGUAUGGCGGCGCAAGCCAAGAGCUCCUCGAUGUAUUGGCAACACUUCCCGCAAGCCCACCCGACUCGAGCAGCGUCGAAGAGAUCAAGAAAGCCACAAAUCAAGGGCGCGAGAUGACCUCGCGAGAGGAGUUUAGUCUUCUCAAAGACCAAAUCUCCCUCCAGGACCACUCUGUACCCGCCCGGGAUGGCCAUAUCCUCUCCGCUCGCAGCUAUCGACCCACGACCAUACCACUGCACAUCACCCUUCCCAUCUACAUUCAUUUUCACGGAGGAGGCUUCCUCUUCGGCACGCUCGACUCCGAAGACGCAACGUGUGCACGGAUAGCCCUCGCAUCCGAUGUCGUCGUCUUCAACCUCAACUACCGCCAUUCUCCCGAAUGGAAAUAUCCCACCGCAUGGCACGACGCGGAAGAUGCAUUCGAGUGGGUCGUCGCUCAUGCCUCGAAAUCCUUCCACGGAGAUCCCACACACGUGGUCGUAGGCGGCGUAUCGGCAGGCGGACACCUCGCAGCAGCCCUGACACUGACCAAGAAGCGCGAGAACGCAUCCUCGUUUGCGAAUAUCAAAGGACAAGUCCUCAUGAUCCCGGGCCUCGCACACAUGGCACACGAAGAUCAACUCAAACAUCGGAGUGACAUGCACCAUCGAUCCUCGUACCAAGAAAACGAAUUCGCGCCAGUGCUCCCCGUGAGCAAGAUCAACUGGUUCAACGACCUGGUCCACUCCCAAGCUCCUCUCGCCUCGGAUCGCCGUGUCAACAUCCUUGCUGCAUCACCCGAAGAAGUUCACGGACUCCCUCCGACCACGUUUGGAAUCGCCGGGCUGGAUCCCCUGAGGGACGAGGCAUUGUUGUAUGCAAAUGUGCUGGCGGAGAAUGGUGUGCCGACCGAUGUGCAUCUCUUCAAGGGUGUGCCGCAUGGCUUUCGGAGAUUUGGGGUGCAAAAGUUGUCGCUGUGUCGAGAUUAUGAUCGGGUGAUGCAUGAUGGGAUUCGGUGGGCGCUGAGCCAUCCUCCGGCGAACAUCAAGGUCGAGGUGAAUGUUCAUGAGGGGUCAGUCAGGUAGAUAGGUAAGGUAGGAUCCUACAGGUAUCUCGAGAAGCAGCAGCUACACUGCGCAGACAUGUGUAGCCAGCAUGCACCGCCGUGUCGCUGCUUUUCGUCUGUCAAGUGGUGAUGGAAAACUGAAGACUACGGCAGACAACAUUUCUUGAUGCCAUUCGUGGCAGAGCUUUAUUUUCUUUUCUUUCACUAUGAGCGUGCCCGACUGAUAAUGCACAAGAGUUCGGACCGCCUGCUGUACCGACUUCCCACCGUUCCAUAAUAUACCUCAUCUUCAUUCAUGAUCAUCUCCACGCGUCGAAGUCGAGGCCAUGUGGGUAGUUCUCUCGAUGGACUCGAUAUCGCUACGCAGGGUUCUGCGCUUCUCCUAUACCGGUCCCUACGAUAUUGUAUCGCAUCGCGUAUUCUGGUAUACCGUAUGCACAUCUUCAUCAUGCGCAAUUCGUCUUCCACCUCUCAAGCGAACAUGCUCGCGCCUCCGCUCUCAAUCGCUUCAAUCUCCGCCUGACUCCAAGCCGUCCUGUGGAAACGCUUGGGCAGAUCACUCCUGUUCGCGACCUCACCCUUUGCGAGCUUGAUGGGCCCCAGUUCCUUCGCGCUCUUGCCUCCAAUUGCUCCAUAUGGGUUGACAGGAGCGGCACUUGGUCCGCCUGCCGGUGCCGAGCCACUCUUGAGAGGUCCGUGUUGAGUCGCCUGUUGUCUGUAGUUUGCGAAUGAUGACGGGAGAUGGUGGGAAGGAGAUUCGGGGUGGGGCUUGGGAGUGUGAUCAAGUUCUGUAUCUCAGACAUUAAUUUGGCUUCCGCAGUAGGUACAUAUAUAUGUACGGCUCUGGCGGCGUGACGUACGCUGUGGUAUGGAGCGCUUGCCAAGGAACUUGAUCAUGGGCUGACGGUGCUGCAGCAGGCGUCGUGUUGCCUGCAUUUUGAUGAUCUCUGAGUGUGUUGUGUGUGUGUGAUUGUGUGGUUGUUGCCAGGCAAUGGGUAACUGAAGGUGAUGCCGCUUCCGGGAUAUAUGGCUGCAGUCUCGGUGAGCGUGUCGAAGCGGGUUGACGGUGAUCGAGGGUUGGGCGCUGGUCGGCGAAGACGUGAGAAAUUCGGAGAAAGCGGAACGGUGAGUACGGUAGAGGUGGAGGUAGUGGUAUU
Messenger RNA from Sphaerulina musiva SO2202, 4907 nucleotides. RefSeq lists its product as uncharacterized. Gene Ontology annotation, biological process: spindle pole body localization; nuclear pore organization. Gene Ontology annotation, cellular component: spindle pole body; nuclear pore transmembrane ring. Lineage: Eukaryota; Fungi; Ascomycota; Dothideomycetes; Mycosphaerellales; Mycosphaerellaceae. The transcript is spliced from 4 exons. The coding region runs from base 1 to 2208 and encodes 735 amino acids. Gene Ontology annotation, molecular function: spindle pole body-nuclear membrane anchor activity. The record is from RefSeq and is a predicted model, not a curated record.